Drosophila ficusphila is the source of this 705-nucleotide messenger RNA. RefSeq lists its product as uncharacterized. The record is from RefSeq and is a predicted model, not a curated record. The coding region runs from base 255 to 533 and encodes 92 amino acids. Lineage: Eukaryota; Metazoa; Arthropoda; Insecta; Diptera; Drosophilidae. The transcript is spliced from 2 exons.
UGUAAUUAAGUAUUUUGUUAAUAAUAAUUUCUUAUACAAUAAAAAAAAACCAUUUGUUUGUUUCAAUAAUUUUGAAUAUGGAAAAUUGGAAUGAAGAGAUUGUUUCUUUUUAAAUUAAUUACUUACAGUGAUUCAAUUCAUUUAUUACAAAUGAGCGAUGCUCUCUUUUAAGACUAUAUUGCAACAUUUCUCCCAAGAAAAUCUCUUCAACAUUUUGUUGCGUUUUUUGCAAGAGAAUUCAAUGAGUCAUAAAAAUGCAACAGGCAGUCGGCAGACAAACUGAAUUGCUCAGUUUAAAGAUAGUCACAAUGCGUGCUGAAAUACCGGAAGAUUUAAGCUGUCCCAACUGUGAAGCUAAACCCAUGAUCCUGGAAAGUCGUUUGACUAUAUCUCAAAUGAAGAAAUUAAAGAUGGAUUUUUGUGCCUUGUGCUGCUGCCGACGAUAUUGCAGAGUUGGCAUGUAUAAGCGAGUAUACAAAUGCCGCUCCUGUGGCUGGGAAAGAGAUGAGAUCUAUCUACCCGUAUAUUCAUAAGAUACUUCUUUACAAUAACGUUGUAAGACUUCGGUCAGCUGUUGCAUUUUGUGCUUGUUGCUUGCAUACAUAAUACAAGUUGAGCAGGCCUUGAGCUUUUAAGACGGUUGAGCUUUGAAAUUGUAUCUACAAAGUCUGAAAGUUGGAUAAUGUUUAAUAAAUUGAUUAAUAU